Molecule: messenger RNA, 936 nt
Organism: Cloeon dipterum
Lineage: Eukaryota; Metazoa; Arthropoda; Insecta; Ephemeroptera; Baetidae
Product: serine proteinase stubble-like
Exons: 2
Coding region: 102-764 (220 amino acids)
Source: RefSeq, a predicted model, not a curated record
UUGCAUGACUUAAAACCCGACAUGCAACUGCAUUGGCACCAUAUAAAAUCGACGGGAAAGCAAAUUUUCUGUCAGUGUUGCUGCAAUUGCAGCUCAACACAAUGGAUUGGAUCGUUCCUUCUGUUCUCAACAUUUGCUACAAGUUGCUGAUCAUGGUCGUCGCCCUGUCUGGGCAGCAGCCAAUAUCAGGGCACCUGCUCCAGCCGCAGAAUGCCCUGGCCCUCAGGUUCGGCCCUACGUCCUUCUCGAGCGUGGCAUCCGGCGCCCCGCGUCUGCUCUUCCACCCUCAACCCCUGCACGACUUCAACCCCCCGUCGUGGCCGCCGGUAAAGCACCCGUGGAGUCCGCCGCCGCCUCCGCCACCCCUCGUCGUGCACCACCACCACCAUCACCACCGAGUGGUGCUCGAGAGUAAAAAGAAGAGGCCGGUUUUCAUGGACAAAGUUCCAGUCAACCGGCCGUCCACCACGUCAACAACUACAACAACAACGACGUCAACAACGACCAGCACGUCGACGGCGCGGCCGAGGGAGACCUCAACGACCGCAACGCCGGCGGUUUCGACGAGGAAGCAGCAACAGCAGCAGGUGGACGAGGCGGAGGAGGACGAGAGCAGCGGCCCCUGGAGCGAGGAGGACAGCUGGGAGCAGGACAAGAUUAAUAAGGGCAACAAUAAUCAGAGCUCUUGGCACAGUGACGAGCAGCCAGACGAUUUUUACCCUUUUAGGUUCGCCAAUGUACAUUUGGGAUACAAAAAGAAGUGAUUUUUUGUUGAUUUUGGUUUGUUUUAUUUAUUGGGAGUAGGUUUUUGUCAUUUUCUGUUAUUUUUCUUUGCAUAUUUUUAACUAUCGCCAUUCUGUUUUAUUGUAAGUUUUUUUUAAAUAAAAUGGUGCUUUUUUAAAAAAUAUUAAUUCUGCACGUUUUAGCUUAAUUAUC